GGCUCCCAUACAGCCUGGAAGCGGAUGCGGAGCAGGCAACAUCACUUCCGGGGCAGCCAGGAGCUAUGACCGCCAACGCGGAGCCGAGGCGGCGCCCCGGAGUGGGGGUCGGCGUGGUGGUGGUGAGCUGCGAGCAUCCUCGCUGCGUCCUUCUGGGGAAGAGGAAAGGGUCGUUUGGAGCCGGCAGUUUCCAGCUUCCUGGGGGCCAUUUGGAAUUCGGUGAGACCUGGGAAGAGUGCGCUCAGAGGGAAACCUGGGAAGAGGCUGCGCUACACCUGAAAAACGUGCGCUUUGCCUCCGUGGUCAAUUCUUUUGUUGAGAAGGAGAAUUACCAUUAUGUCACCAUAUUAAUGAAAGGAGAGGUGGACAUGGCUCAUGAUUCAGAGCCAAAGAAUAUGGAACCUGAAAAAAAUGAGAGUUGGGAGUGGAUUCCUUGGGAAGAAUUUCCUCCAUCAGACCAGCUUUUCUGGGCUCUCCGUUGUUUAAAAGAGCAAGGCUACGACCCAUUUAGAGAGGACCUGAACCACCUGGACGGGUAUAGGGGAGAGCACCUCGAAGGAGCUAGGACACUUCCUUGAUUUAAAAAAACAAACAAACAAAAAAAAAAACUUUAGUGAAUGAGAGAUUCUGAGUUUCAGGAUAACUCCAUUUUAUCUACAAAGCCACGUGGUCACUGGUUUAUUCACAGUCUCCUAAAGUAACUCAAACCCUUGAGAAAAUCUUCCUGGGCUGUGUCACUGAGUAAGAUGGAUAAGGAGCUUGUGGUUAAUUAUCUGUACUACUCUAAGUUACUGUUGUUGGCUGCAUGGAGGCGAGUGCCACAGAGUUUGUCUUACUGUUCUCAUUCAAAUAGAGGUCACAACUCAAAUGUGGCCGUUCAAUGUGGCCGUUCAAGUUUGGAAGCAAUUUGCUCACUGCAAAAUUCAUCAUGAUUGUUGAUGUCCUUUUUCCUCUUACUUGAAAAGAAUUUUUUUUUUUUUUUUUUUUGGUUUUUUGAGACAGGGUUUCUUUGUGUAGCUUUGCGCCUUUCCUGGAACUCACUUGGUAGCCCAGGCUGGCCUCGAACUCACAGAGAUCCACCUGGCUCUGCCUCUCAAGUGCUGGGAUUAAAGGCGUGUGCCACCACCGCCCGGCGAAAAGAAUUUUUAAAUGACCGUGUAACUCGAGAGAUCAUGACAUGUGGUAUGCUGUACUUUCCUGGUUUCUGACAGAGAAUCGGGGCUGAAUGUGAGACAACUAAGGUCAAGUCAUCUGAAUUUCCCACUUUCUCCUCCUGAGAUCUUGUGUGUCCUCAUAUGUUGGGAUUACACAGAGCAGUGCACUGGGUCUCCUAGUGUGUGGGGGGAUCUCCCAGGAGUCCUCAAGAUCUUUGCAGGGACGCCAAGGCCAAAGGUUGGUUGGUUGGUUGCCUCCCCCACCCCUCACCUCCUGCCCCCAGCAAAUUGUCAGGUUUCGCCGUGAGAAGUGCUCUAACAGUGAAGCCUCUCCGGGAGCAGCAUGCGCGGGGCUGCACCCGUCUGCAGUGGCAGCUGUGGGGCUGGUUUGGAUUUGAAGCUGCUUCUGGCUUUAGAGGGGGCUUUGGGUUUGGGAAAAUCACCUUCUGGGCAUAAAGGAUCACCUCGGGCUUAGCUAAUGUUAAUAGCUGAAGCUUCUACCCAGCCCCCAUUGAUGAUCGUCCAGGCCAAGCCCUUGGAUUAAGUGUGCGCUCUCAUCUUCCCUUGGUCAGGCAGAGCAGGGGUUUCUGGCUGAUGUUUCUGUCACCAGGCAGUCACUGGCCCACUCGGCUGCCCAGACCCCCGGGGAGCUCCUGUGAGGUUUUCUCUGUUGCCAGUCCACUCUGCAGCAUAGGCGCCGCAUGAGCUCUGUGUCCUUUACUUCGGGGUCUUAUUUAUUCUUUCGCCAGCAUUCCUGUUUCACAUGGGUUAAUUUUUUUUUUUAUUUAUUUAUUUUUUUUGGUUUGUGAGAUGGUUUCUCUGUAGACCAGGCUGGCCUAGAACUCAGAGAUCCACUUGCAUUUGCCUCCCGAGUGCUGGGAUUAAAGGUGUGCGCCACCAUGGCCUGGCUCACAUGGGUUAAUUUCUUAGCAUAAACAAAAUGACGGUGGGGGAACGCUGCCCACACCUCCUGUGCACAGCCCUGGCAGAGGGCUGGAGAGGGCUGUUGUACAGCCCAGAGUUGUUUUUAUAAUAUCCAAAUAUCACUGCUUUUUUUUUUUUUCCACUUUUAACAGUCUCGUCUCAGGCUGGCUUCCAACUCACUGUCUGUAGCUGAGGAUAACCUUGAACUUCUGAUCCUCCUGCCUGAGCCUCCCUGAUGCAAAGAUUGGAGCUGCAUUCCUCCUCGUUCUCUUUUAAGUGGCAGAACAGUUGCCUGGCAACUGCCUGGGGCAUCAUUAGUUUCCGGUGGUUGUUGCUUUGACCCUAGGGCUUUGCACGUGAUGAGCAAGCGCUGUAACAGGUGCAAAGGCAAGAGAAGCCAGCUUCUUCCUGUCAGGUCAGCCACCGAAGAGAUUAGCCAAAGAAUAAAAUAAUGACUUUCUCACUGGUGACUUUUUGUUCACUCUGUAAGUCUGUAAGAAGCCUCUGUUAACGUGCAUUCGAUUUUCAUGUGGUCAAUAAACUUUCUUUAUUUUAAA
Messenger RNA from Peromyscus maniculatus bairdii (prairie deer mouse), 2635 nucleotides. It is a transcript of the gene Nudt15, whose product is annotated as nudix hydrolase 15. Gene Ontology annotation, cellular component: cytosol. Gene Ontology annotation, biological process: dGTP catabolic process. Lineage: Eukaryota; Metazoa; Chordata; Mammalia; Rodentia; Cricetidae. The record is from RefSeq and is a predicted model, not a curated record. Gene Ontology annotation, molecular function: 8-oxo-7,8-dihydrodeoxyguanosine triphosphate pyrophosphatase activity.